Molecule: messenger RNA, 712 nt
Organism: Salvia miltiorrhiza (redroot sage)
Lineage: Eukaryota; Viridiplantae; Streptophyta; Magnoliopsida; Lamiales; Lamiaceae
Product: ubiquitin-60S ribosomal protein L40
Exons: 5
Coding region: 160-546 (128 amino acids)
Biological process (GO): protein ubiquitination; translation; modification-dependent protein catabolic process
Cellular component (GO): cytoplasm; ribosome; nucleus
Molecular function (GO): ubiquitin protein ligase binding; structural constituent of ribosome; protein tag activity
Source: RefSeq, a predicted model, not a curated record
AGGCCCAAAUAUAUUCAGUUUCUGUGCGCGAAGCCUAGCAUAUAACGAAAGCCCUUCUUCCUAAAGCCCAACCCAAUUUCAAAAACCCUAAUUACUGAAGCUACAUACUAAAAGCAAACAGCCAAAUUGGUUAUCCGGCGACUGCAGAAUUGGGAGGAAAUGCAAAUCUUCGUGAAAACCCUGACCGGGAAAACUAUUACGCUCGAGGUCGAAUCGAGCGACACCAUCGACAAUGUCAAGGCCAAAAUCCAAGACAAAGAAGGAAUUCCGCCGGAUCAGCAGCGUCUGAUUUUUGCUGGCAAGCAGCUGGAAGAUGGCCGGACGCUCGCCGAUUACAAUAUUCAGAAAGAGUCGACGUUGCAUUUGGUUUUGAGGCUUCGUGGAGGAAUUAUUGAGCCUUCCUUGAUGGCUUUGGCUAGGAAAUACAACCAGGACAAGAUGAUCUGCCGCAAAUGUUAUGCUCGUCUGCAUCCCCGUGCUGUUAACUGUAGAAAGAAGAAAUGUGGGCAUAGUAACCAGUUGAGGCCCAAGAAGAAGAUCAAGUAGACAUACUUGUUUUGCAAGUUAUCAACAGAUACCCCGAAUUUUACUCCAUUUUCAAUAUUGAUUUUCUAUUUGCCAGAAUAUUAAGAUGUUUUCGAUACUUCAUAAUUACUGCAUUGUGCUUAAUCUCGGAAGAAAUUGAAUUCAAAGCUACCUAUUUUUCCUUUUA